Messenger RNA from Gossypium arboreum, 1089 nucleotides. RefSeq names its product heparanase-like protein 2. The record is from RefSeq and is a predicted model, not a curated record. Gene Ontology annotation, molecular function: beta-glucuronidase activity. The transcript is spliced from 6 exons. NCBI's taxonomy places the organism in Eukaryota, Viridiplantae, Streptophyta, Magnoliopsida, Malvales, Malvaceae. Gene Ontology annotation, cellular component: plant-type cell wall; membrane. Bases 1 to 1089 code for a protein of 362 amino acids.
AUGCAUGAUUACAAUUGCAUUACCCUCAAUUCUUCCCGCUCUUUCCUAAUAUCUAGAUAUCGUGAAUAUGGAUUUGAAAUGCAUAUUCACCUAGCAAUCCUUGUUUCCCAGAUAUCGCUUUCGUCGACGCAAAAUGUGAACGUUGUGAUUCAAGGAGCAACAUCAAUUGGUGAAACAGAUGAUAACUUUGUAUGCGCUACAUUGGAUUGGUGGCCUACUGAAAAAUGCAACUACAAUCAAUGUCCUUGGGGAAAGGCUGGACUAUUAAAUUUGGAUUUGAAAAAGAAGGGUCUGAUAAAUGCAAUAAAAGGUGAUGAUCCAAACAUGAUUACCAAGAUUCAAGAUCCAUCUUACUUAAAUCAGGUUGCCCAAACCUAUAAAGGUGUUUUGAAUAUUGUCAACAAGUUUAAACCGCAGUCGGGAGCUUGGGUUUCUGAAUCUGGCGGAGCUCUUCACGGCGGUGCUAAAGAUUUGUCCCCAACCUUUGCUGAUGGAUUUUGGUAUCUUGAUCAAUUGGGAAUGGCUUCAACCUACAAUCACAAGGUCUUCUGCAGGCAAACUCUAAUCGGUGGAAAUUAUGCUUUACUUAAUACUACAACAUCUAUUCCCAAUCCAGAUUACUACGGUGCACUUCUAUGGCACCGGCUUAUGGGAAGUACUGUACUUGCCGUAACUCAAGAGUCUAACCCAAAUUUGCGUGUAUAUGCUCACUGUGCGAAGAAAAAGCCUGGGAUUUCUAUCAUUUUUAUUAACUUGUCGAAAGAUAGCUCGUUCAACGUCACCCUUUCAAAUUACGAGCACCAGAGUCGUAAUUCGAGAUCCACGGAUGUUGCGAAGCCUGAAUUUAGAGGUUCCAAGGAUAGAGAGGAGUAUCAUUUGGCUGCGCUAGCUGGAAAUAUACAAGGUCAAAUCGUGUUGCUAAAUGACGUUCCAAUGGUCCCAACAGAAACAUUCGACAUUCCGACGAUGGAACCAAAGCUUGUCAAUGCUUCCACGCCCAUCUCUAUUGCAGCUCAUUCCAUAGUCUAUGUAACCAUCGAGACUUUCAAGCCCUGCACUGUGCUUAAAUUACAUCAUUACUUUAUCUAA